CGGCAAUUCACGCUCCGGGGGUAUUCCGGCAGUUUAUCCAGGAUGGGAGGCUUAGUCUGGGGAAUGUCGUGUAACUGACGGUGCUGUAAAGAGUUAUAAACCAGGAAGGUCAUCCCAUCGCCGUCGCUUCGCCAAGCUCGCUGCUCCGCCGUCAAACUGUCUCUCCCCCCCUUGCCCCCUGAAUCCCAGCCUGCAACGCUGAUCGAGCGUCUCCCUUUCCAAAUUCCCUCGAGGCUCCCGACAACUGACCCAAGAAAAUAAAGGUCUCAACGCAGAACGCGAUGCUGUGGACCGCCCUCAUCGCGCUUUCGGCGUUCGCUGAGGCGGCGCCAGCGCCGAAUCCCCAGUUCGGCGGCGGCAUGGGCCAGAUGACCAUGCUGCGGUUCGGAUGCUCCCAGAUCGUCAUUGACCGGAUAGACCCCCUCGUCAACCCGGGCCAGAUGCCCUCGCCGCACAUCCACCAGAUCGUGGGCGGCAACGCUUUCAAUGUGACCAUGCCAACCGACGAUGUCUCGCAACACGCCAGCUGCACGACGUGCGCCUUUGCCGACGACUUCUCCAACUACUGGACUGCCAACCUGUUCUUCAAGGCCCGCAAUGGCAGCUAUAAGCGGGUCCCGCAGGGCGCUGCUGCGUUCCAAUUCAACGAUCGGUUCAGCACGCAGACAGAUGGCGGUAUCCUGGUCUACUAUGUGUCUGCGCAGCCCGGCAGUAUCACUGCCUUCAAGCCUGGUUUCCGCAUGCUCGUCGGCGACCCCAACAUGCGGUCCCGGCCCGACCAGAGCCUCAGGCGGCAGAACUGCUACCGGUGCUACACCGGCCCCAACUUUGGCGGCGACACCGCGGCACCGUGCCAAGGCACCAUCGACACUGAGAAGCUGCCCGCUGCCCCUUGCCCAGGCGGCAUCCGCUCCAACAUCCACUUCCCUACCUGCUGGGACGGCAAGAACCUCGACACGCCCAACCACCAAGACCACGUCGCCUACCCGGUCAACGGGCCCGCGACCUUCCUCAGCCUGGGCGGCAACUGCCCGGCCUCCCACCCGGUGCGGAUCCCGCAGCUCAUGUACGAGGUCGUGUGGGACACGACCAAGUUCAACAACCGGGCCGAGUGGCCGGCCGACGGUUCGCAACCCUUCGUGCUCAGCACGGGCGACCCCACGGGCCUGGGCCAGCACGGCGACUACGUCUUUGGCUGGAAGGGCGACUCGCUGCAGCGGGCCAUGGACACGGCGGGCUGCUUCGGCGCCCAGUGCGCCAACCUGCGCACGCAGACCAUCGAUGCUGCCAAGCGCUGCGCGGUUAGGCAGUCGGUUAAGGAGAACUAUGAUCAGUGGCUCGACAAGCUCCCGGGUGUCAUGUAGAUAAAUAAGAGACGACAUGGAGAGCCGUGCAGGGACGUAGAAGGUGGUGCGGAGGAGGUGUAUUAUUCACAAGGAGACGCUCAUUUCUAGAAUGUUGCAUCAGCUUGAAGUUAUUAAGAAGGCCCAUCCAACACUUAACACAGUCAAACAAGAAGGCACUUGAUCCGAUCUUGGCAGUUUCCCUACUCUAGCCGCGUGCAAGUUCACUUUUUCAUGGUAGACUUACUAGUUAAGAAGCCGGUUACUCAUAUCAUUUAACCAUGAUAGCAUGAUUGUAAGAGAGUCUAUUGACCAAUGCCAUAAUUGCAUGGUCUGAGGCAGCAGAGGCCUGGUGAGGAUAAACCAUGCUUGGGCA
This is a messenger RNA of Canariomyces notabilis, 1719 nucleotides long. RefSeq lists its product as uncharacterized. Lineage: Eukaryota; Fungi; Ascomycota; Sordariomycetes; Sordariales; Chaetomiaceae. The coding region runs from base 282 to 1364 and encodes 360 amino acids. The record is from RefSeq and is a predicted model, not a curated record. The transcript is spliced from 5 exons.